Molecule: messenger RNA, 1170 nt
Organism: Fusarium keratoplasticum
Lineage: Eukaryota; Fungi; Ascomycota; Sordariomycetes; Hypocreales; Nectriaceae
Exons: 3
Coding region: 1-1170 (389 amino acids)
Source: RefSeq, a predicted model, not a curated record
AUGGAGGAAUCCGACACUAUCAACGUCGCUGCCGGUUCUGCUCGCACACAACAUCCCUCAUCAAUUCAGAUUCGGAUUCAAAUCGAUGGCUCGGUUGUUCAAUCAGACCAGAAGGUCAACGGUAUUGUUGAACCUGGCGACAACUUGGAUGGCGACUUUGCUAGAGAACGCUUGGAGACUGUCGGGAAUGAGCAAGAUCUGAUCCUGAAGCUGGGGGCAGUCCAAGAAGAGAACGUUGGUCUCAAGGCCUAUAUUCAACAGCGGAACGAGGACGAUGCCGAACACGGAUUCGAGCCGCUAGAGCCCUCCUAUAGCACGAUGAAACAGAGGGCUACAGAUGCUUUGUAUCAUUCGGGGAUACAGACGGUGAAAAGGAUGAAGGCGGCAAAGGAUACACAUCUGAACUUGGAGGGGUUCCGCGCCGGCGAUGCAUGCGCUCUCAGCCGCCACGUCAACUUCGAAGUUCUCCACGUUGCCGCAAGGGCAGGCCUCGUCGACUACAACAAUUUCGACGUUGGACCCAACGGCACCCUUGAUCUCACCGAACUUGGUCUUAAGAAAGUUGCAAUUUCGGAGGGGUUUAUAUCUUACUUGGAAGUGGCCGAGACCGGGGCUUUCCAGGAGAGCGCUCAGCUAACCGCCAAGGCGAGAAAGCUCAUGGACAUUGGUGGAUUCUGGAUGCAAGGACAUCGCUCUCUACUCCCACUGAAGGAUCUCCUCAAUGGCCAGCAAGGGGUUACGCCAGCAAGUUUCGUGCGGUACAUCUCAGAGAUGUACAAGCAGACCGCGGAAUCCCUCAUGGAACUGCUGAGCACCGCAAAAACAUUCGCUGAUAGAGGGUUUGUGAAAAUGUUGACUGUCCGCAAGACGCUGAUUGCGCUGUACAGUCAGUACGAGAACGGCAGGGUCUCUGCCGAGACCAACUGCAUGUUGAACGAUCUGGAGGAGCUACGAAGACGUCGCGAAUUGUCCCAAUAUCUCUUCAAGAUAGCCUUUGCAUACUUUGACCUUGUUGAAUUCAGCAAGGAGAUCGUGAAGGGCUCCAAGCUCCCGCUUGACUAUGCGACCCCUUCCCCAGCGGAGGAGGAAUUGACUCGGUCUUUGGCAGCGCGCAGGGUGGUGUCCAACAACAUCAACAGCUUCUUGGAAGGUUUCAAUACCGAGGAAUGA